GUGCAAAAUGGAAGCAGUGAUCGUUUCGGCCGUUCGGUCACCCAUUGGGUCAUUCACUGGAUCUCUGGCGACAGUAUCUGCCCAUGACAUUGGCAAGAUUGUUAUAGAGGAGGCAUUGAAGAGGUCAAAGGUCAAUCCAGGAGAUGUGUCAGAGGUCAUUCUGGGCCAAGUGCUCACUGCAAGUGAAGGUCAGAACCCUGCAAGGCAAGCGAGCAUGAAUGCUGGUAUACCAGAUUCUGUCCCUGCGUGGGGGGUGAACAUGCUGUGCGGGUCAGGACUCAAGGCUGUAGGGCUAGCAAGCCAGGCCAUCAAGGCAGGGGACUCUACUAUAGUUGUAGCAGGGGGUCAGGAGAACAUGAGUAAGGCUCCCCACACUGCAGACAUGAGAGCUGGUGUUAAGUUUGGUGAUGUCACAAUGGUUGAUACUGUUAUUAAUGAUGGCCUCAUGGAUGCAUUCCAUAAAUGCCACAUGGGGAUAACUGCUGAAAAUAUAGCCAAACAAUGGAAUCUGAGUAGAGAAGCCCAGGACCAGUUUGCUCUACAGUCACAACUCAAAUGUGAGGCAGCUCAAAAUGCUGGACAUUUUGACCAAGAGAUCAUUCCCAUAUCAGUUCCCUCUAGGAAAGGUAGCAUUGAAGUAUCCAAAGAUGAGUUUCCAAGACAGGGCUGUACUAUAGAAUCAAUGCAGAAAGUGCGUGCUGCUUUCAUUAAAGAUGGCAGUGGGACAGUAACAGCUGCAAAUGCAUCAGGAUUGAAUGAUGGGGCCGCAGUGUGUGUUGUGAUGUCAUUGCAAGAGGCGACCUCUAGGGGCCUGAAACCUAUGGCACGAAUAGUGUCCUGGGCACAGGCAGGUGUAGACCCUAAGAUAAUGGGAACUGGUCCGAUUCCAGCAACAAGAAAAGCGUUGGAGAAAGCAAACUGGUCAGUGGGGGAUGUUGACCUAUUUGAGUUGAAUGAGGCAUUUGCGGCCCAGUCUCUGGCUGUAGUCACUGAGCUAGGAUGCCCACCUGAGAAGGUUAACAUCAAUGGAGGUGCAAUAGCACUAGGUCACCCUAUAGGAGCCUCAGGGGCAAGGAUCUUAGUCACUUUACUACAUGCAUUAAAACGUACUGGACAGAAGAGGGGUGUGGCAGCUCUAUGUGUAGGAGGAGGAAUGGGUGUGGCUAUGUGUGUCGAGGUUAUGUGAGGAGUUUGGCAUGCAUGCCUCGAAGAGUUGCAGUUUUGCGAAUCAUUCAAAAUGGGACAAUAUUUAUUAUAUUUUUAUUUAUGAUCAAAGAGACAAUAAAAACAAAGGGAUCAGGUAAAAAAAUGUUUGUGAAACUAAUUCAACGAAGGUCAUGCCCCAAGACUUUCAAAUGUUUUGUCACUGUGUAACUUGAUUGUAUAAUGAAACCUGCUUGAUCUCACCCCCAAAAAUUUCUGGGGAAGAUAAUACAAUACUAUUGGACCAAAGAAUUUGAUUGAAAAAUACAAUUUAUUAAUUGUCUUCCACUAAAUGUCAUGAAGUCUAGGUAAAAUAUCAUGUGUCCAUAAUUAAUUUCUUAAAGAGAUGCUAAAGCAAUAUAAAAAGCAAUAGAUCCUGAAGUAAUAAUACCUCUCAAAUUAUUUGACUCAAAUGAAUUCCAAUACUCAGACAUGUUACCCCUCUAAAUAAUGUUCAUUAUAGACCCUAUAUCCUACAGAAAACCAAGAGAAUUCUAAAAUCGGGAAUGUUAAAAAUUUGAUUAAAGAUGAAGGACUUAAAAGUUGGCAGAUAGUUUCCUUAACCUCUCUUUAAGACUUGAUCCAUCACAACUUAGAAUGAUUUUAGAUUCAUUCUAUUAUUUGAACACAUAUAAUAUGUCUAUUGUUUAGACAACUGUUCUGAUGUGUAGCACUCUACAGGGUACACAAAAAUGUGAAAAUCAUCUUCAUUUCUUUCACUUUUUCCGUUAACAUCGUACCUUCUGUAUUUUAGGGAAUACCCUAUGUUAAACCUUGAAUAUUAUAUUACAAUAUAACUCAAUUCAAUUCAAUUCAUUCAAUUCAAAAUUCCAUCCCUGCUAAUUAAAUCUGUUCAUUGAGGCUUAGCUCACCUUAUAUUUUAAAAGGUUAGAGGAUGUGAAAUGUUGGAUGCAAUGUUUUCAAAAAUCAUACCAACGUUUCCCUUACAAUCACUUUUACUUUUAAAAAAUAAUUGAAAUGAUAUACCUCAUGAAAUACAUAUACAGAAGUUGUUGAAGAUUUAUAAUGCAAAAAUGUC
Molecule: messenger RNA, 2242 nt
Organism: Owenia fusiformis
Lineage: Eukaryota; Metazoa; Annelida; Polychaeta; Sabellida; Oweniidae
Source: the annotation of a GenBank genome assembly